AUGGACAGCAAUGUUGGUGUGUUUGCUGUUGGGAAAACUGGUGGGGGCACUGGGAAGCUACGGGCACUGAUUUCUGGAGUUCACAGCUUAACUACAGUCAGUCAAGUAUCAGUGAAAGCUGGAGAAUCUAUCUCCAUCCCAUGUCUUUAUGACUCCCAGUACGAAAAUUAUCUCAAAUAUCUGUGUAAAGGAUACUAUUAUCGAGAAUGCACAUAUGCAGUAAACACAAACCAGCCAGAAGCUAUAAAUGUAAAGUAUAAAACUAGUAACAACUUACUACUUGUUCUCCAUCAAGGUUCACCCAGUUUCUAUGUGGAUCAUCAGGAUAUUACAGGGUUUAAUGGAGGAAACAUCACCAUCAAGUUUUACAGUACACAAACUGGUAAAAUAAAGUGGUGCAAGUUGGGCAGCGAGUGUGUAACACAGCCAACUGGAUCAAUAGAUGGAACAAGAGUGAGCAUUAAUGAAAGUGCCCACAAAGUUUUCACUGUCACCAUGAGUCGAGUGACCACAAAGAGCAGCGGCUGGUACUUAUGUUAUAAAGGAGACCUCCAGGUGCCAGUGCAUUUAACUGUGAAUGAAACUUUCACACCCAGUAAGUACAACAACUCUGAACCUGAAAUAUGCUUGUAUGAAUAUUCCCCAUGCAUCAUGAUUAGCAAUGCUUUGAUAUGAUAUUAGAAAAUGUUAUUCAAUUCGUUCUUGCUCGUAGCCUCAGUCAUUCCUCAUUGAAUCUCACAGUUUUUCUUUGUAUAUUGAUUCAUUGUCUUUCCCAGAUAAAACAAGUACUAAAGAUCAGGAUGAACAACCAAGGUCAAAAGGACUGCACUGACAUGCACUAGCUAUACAACUGUGGUUACACGCUAUGUAUUUAUUGCCAUUAUGUGAAAACUUUGACCUAUGGAAAUGAUAAUUGUUUGU
Molecule: messenger RNA, 921 nt
Organism: Pelmatolapia mariae (spotted tilapia)
Lineage: Eukaryota; Metazoa; Chordata; Actinopteri; Cichliformes; Cichlidae
Product: CMRF35-like molecule 2
Exons: 3
Coding region: 1-675 (224 amino acids)
Cellular component (GO): plasma membrane
Molecular function (GO): transmembrane signaling receptor activity
Source: RefSeq, a predicted model, not a curated record